AUGGAAAGCCUCUCCGAGAACCCAACGCGGGCUUCGGAAUACCUGAACGAGCUGAAUAAGAUCAUCGAGACGCAGCAGGAGUUGUUGGAGAGGCAGAGGGGCAGGAUCGAGGACCUGGAGCAGCAAGUGGCCGACUUGUGCACGGAGAAUGUGUGUUUGAAGGAGCAGUAUCAACGGCACCUGGCAACGUGCAGGAUACAGCUGGGGAACAGCCUGAGCGCGCUGGGGGCCAUCAAGGAGCACAGGUAA
Molecule: messenger RNA, 249 nt
Organism: Knipowitschia caucasica
Lineage: Eukaryota; Metazoa; Chordata; Actinopteri; Gobiiformes; Gobiidae
Source: the annotation of a GenBank genome assembly